Molecule: messenger RNA, 1172 nt
Organism: Centruroides sculpturatus (bark scorpion)
Lineage: Eukaryota; Metazoa; Arthropoda; Arachnida; Scorpiones; Buthidae
Exons: 6
Coding region: 91-522 (143 amino acids)
Source: RefSeq, a predicted model, not a curated record
GCGCAGGUGGGAGUUACUCCGACGCGGAGCGAAAGCUGUCGCACGUUAUAUUGGUAAAGGCGAGUAAAUAUUAAAGCCGGUAAAGAUAUUAUGGAUAAAAAGCGUUUUAUCAGAUGGUCCAUCUCCAUACUCGGGUGCGUGGGAGUGGUCGUCACCAUCCUCUGUGUGUGCACUAUCGUCAUUCCUGUUCCUAACGGUACCUUCAAUUCGGGCAAGGUUAACGGUUUUUCUGCAGAUCUGGGUGUAGCAGCGGGAGUCUCGCUGACUGUACUGGGAAUAGCUUCUUUCUUCUUCUCCACUGAAGAAAAACUUCCUCUGGCAUGCGUUUGCUUCUACCUGAUCCCCACCGCCGCCCUGUCUCUGGCGGCCUUGGUCAUAGCCGUCCGUCACAUUCUGCAUUUCAAUCGGGAGGACCCAACGAGUAUUCUACACAGGUUGGGAGCCGUGGCGGCCGUUAACGCAAUUUCCUUUCUCGUUCAGGUAACCACCAUAACGGCAGGUAUUAUGGACCUAGUCGAAUAGCGUCCAGUCGUCAGUCCGACGACUCGUGCGCUGCCGUCCUUUUAAUGUUGAAACCCGCAAUUCGCACGGUUCGUCCUUCUUUACCCGUCGUAACUGGUAAAACGUCCAAAUGAAUUCUCUACAGCAAUAAACUUUAAGAACCCAUUAACAUUUUCCUUUUAAUUAAACGUUCAGUUACUGGUUGUGGAUUUUAAAGAAUUUAAAGCUAUUGGCUUUUUUCCAGUAACAUAUCGUAUAAGGAGCAGUUGUUGAUAUAGGUUUUAUUGAUAAAAGAUAUGCAUUUCGAGUCUUAAUAACCCCUCAUAAAGCCUAUAACAACAAAUCCUUGCACGAUAUGUUACUGAAAAAAAGCCAAUAGAUUUUCCUUUCUUUAUUUUAACUGUUAGUGACGUAAUCAUCCGGGAUUCACCUUUAAACCGACGAGUUAGUCUAUUGGCGGGAUCGACUGUGGCCGGUGCAGACGCGCCAAAUGAAACGAUCUGCCGCCGUUCGUCUUUCUUUUCGUGACAGAGGAAUUACAUUGGGUCUCAGAUACUGCUCAACGCAAUGGUCAAAAAGCGUAAGGGAUUAAACGUCUGUUUGUAUUUUUCUAAGCUAAAUUGUAUCACCACUUUUCAAAUUAUUCCCGAAUAAAAACGUUUGGAAAUAUC